Messenger RNA from Acromyrmex echinatior (Panamanian leafcutter ant), 2228 nucleotides. RefSeq lists its product as hypothetical. NCBI's taxonomy places the organism in Eukaryota, Metazoa, Arthropoda, Insecta, Hymenoptera, Formicidae. The record is from RefSeq and is a predicted model, not a curated record. Gene Ontology annotation, molecular function: RNA binding.
UUCACUUAGGUCAUUCUAGAUCUAUGAUUGUCGGUGAUUGGUGAUUAUCGAAGUUUCUAGUCGGUCUAUUGUCGACCCUAGUUCUCUUGUUUACCUAAUGAGAGAGACCGGACCAUUUUUUUUGGGAAAAGGAAGAAUAGUCGGUCACAAUUUUUUUGUAAUUAAUUAUUAGUUAAACAUAUAAUCUUCUCGAUUGUUGAUAUUUGUGGGAAUGAAGUGUUUACAUACAUGUAUUAUGAUGAUAUAAAACAACAGGAAAGAUCUCGUCUCAAAUGUAUAAUAAAUUUCUAACUGGCAAAAUUCCUGAUUAGGUACACGUGCAACACAUGCUUGUUUAGCAACUAAUAAUUUGGAAUAGUUUUUUGCACGAUCUUAGGGAUUCUGCUUGUUCCAUAUAUUGGCCAGAAAUAUAUGCUGUAUUAUUUAUGAAAAACAAAGCUAUAUUUUGUAACAUCAGAUGAAAAAACUAUACAAGACAUAACUAUACGUCAAGCAUUAAAAGACUGAAAAUUUAGCUGAAUUUGAAUGGAUUUACUUGUAAUUUAUGUUGCUUAAUCUCUCAACCUAACUUUAACUCAAUCUUAGAACUAAAAGAGUUCUGAAGAAGCAUCAUUGAUAAAUCUGUUAUUCGAUAUCAUGGAUUUCGAUAAGUACAUUAAAGAAGAUCCAGAAGGGGUUUACAAUCUACAUUUUUUGAACAAAGACAAGCUCACUGUAUAUGAGAUAAAGCAAAUAUUUUCAAUUUAUGGAAAUGUUUUAGGUGUAAAUGUUACUAAGGAUGAAACUGGAUUUAGAUUUAUUAAAUAUGGAUCCUUAGAUGAAACAAUAGCUUGUAUAAAAGGUUUACAAGAUAGUAAGAUACAGUUAUUGUUAGAAAGAAGUAAAAUAAAGGAUAGAAAAACGAAUAGAAAAGAUUUCAAUAGUGAAAACUUGUCAAAUAAUGGAGGAAACAGCACUCAUAAAAUUUUCAAUGAAAAUAAUGGAUCUAGUGACAUUUUAAAUACUUCUCAAAACUCUAUAUAUAAUCAUAAAUUUAUUUCAAAUGUAACUAAAGAAAAUUCAUCAGUAUUCGAUGAAAAAUCUUCAUUGUUUUCAAGACAAACUUCCAAGGAGAAUAAUUCUUCAGUUACAAUGGAUUAUGAAAAGUAUUAUAGGACAACAAAAGAUGGAGGUUUUAGUGUACAUUUUGCAAAUAAGAAAGGACUAUCCUCAGAAUAUAUAAAAGAUACGUUUUCAUCUUAUGGAACUGUUGUAUCCAUAUAUGAAGGAGGUGGUUCCAAUGGAUUGAAAAUCAUAAAUUAUAAAACAUUAGAUGAAGUGAUAAAUUGUUUAAAAGGUCUUCAAAAUGAUAGUCAGAUAUCAUUGUUACCACAAAAAGAUAAAUUGGGAAGCGAAGCAAAAGCAACUAAUCAAAACAGUUCGAAUCAAUGGCAGGCAGCAAAGAUGGAAGAUAUUUCGCAAAAGAUGUUUAGCACUGAUGAACAAUUUGAUUCAAAUUCUACUCAUCAUGAGGAUAAUAAACAGGAAAAAUUGUCGGAAUAUAGAGGCAAACCAUUUUACAGUUCAAGAAAUUUUGAUUCGAAUAAAUUCCAAGGAAACAAUUUUUUAGAUACUGCUCGCAAUUCAGGACAUGACUAUAAAUAUAAUGCAGAUGAAAUUAAACAGAAGAAUGCAGGUUUUCAAACAUUUGAUGAAACAUAUUCAUUUCCAAAACAAAAUCCCAUUAAUAAUGAAGAUUAUAAUCAAGUAAUGAGAAAAAAGCAAGAAGAUACUAAAUUAUAUUCUUCAAUGAAGACUGAGACAGAUAGCAAAAUCGAUAAAAAUAGGCGAUUUGGCAUACAUGAUCAGAAAAUGCCAAUAUUAGUUUCUGAUGCAAAAAUGAAGCCGAAAGAAUUUGAUGUGACAUCCACAUUAAACAAGACUACAAAUUCAUCUAAAAUUGUGUACAUCCCAAUGCAAGAUAUAAUUGUUGCUAAUAUUCAUCAAAAUUAUGGUGUACAUUACAUUUUACAUUUAUUUGAGAAAUUUAGUCCAGUUUCAGCGACGGUUGUAAAGACGAUUUCGAAAACUAAUAUACGAUAUUGUCACAUUUAUUUUAAAACUGUACAAGAUGCGAUAGCUGUUGAAGAAGAAUUUGAUAAUUUUGAUUUAUUUGGAAAAAACCUUAUUGUUUUACGAGAAUCACGUUUGAUAAAUGAAGCGUUUACGUAAUUUUGUUUUUUUCUUAU